CCGAACCGUCAGGACAACCUUCCAUUGUAUUGAGCACGCGCGCAUCUGGGACCUCUUUUACAUCUAUAUCUUGACUUACGCAGUCUCCAGCUAUGGGCGUGCGCGAAGAGUCCUCCAAGCGACGGAAAUCCAUUGCGGGGACGAGCAGCAGGUCCUCCCUUGGGAACAAAGGGCGACGACGCGCAUACAGUAUCGCGCCAGGCUCUGCUUUGAGCCCCCUCGCGAAGGCGCGCAGAGACCUGGUCCCUCGCAAGAGCAUUCUCAAGGUCCCUGUGGCGAUCCUUCACGGCGAUGACCCCAGCUUCACCCCCUCCCCCGAUACCAGCGAGACCCGCGACUUUACGAACGACUUCAACAGGCGCAAGUCCUUGGGCCGCCGUGUCAGCUUCUCCAGCACGGCGCACAUACGCUACUUCAAGAAGCAACCCCGCCCCUCAGACGCAGCAUCCUCCGAAACGGGCUCGAUGGACGGCUCGCCGGAGAGGGCCCCCCCUCCACCUCCUCCACGCCCCACGAACGACGAGAACGCGUACCCGGGCAGUACGAGCAAUCGGCGGCGCAGCUCGGUCGGUCGCCCGUCCAUGGCCCCCUCCGACAUGGACGUGACGGGCGUGUUCGACUUUGCGCAGCAGCCCCAGGGCAACGGUGGCAGCGCCCUCGACGAUUCUGAAGAUAGCUACGUCGAAGACGGCGACGACGGCGACAUGGAUGUCACGCAGAGCAUGCCCAACAACCUCGCCCGGCGCAAGUCCUCCGUCGCCUUUCAGGACCCCGCCGACGCGUCCGACGCGUCAAACAUGUCCGUCGACCCCGAUCAGACGGGCUCAUAUAUGGACGAGUCCACAAUGCAGUCCGACACUGAACCCCUCGAGUGUGAAGUGCCCCUCGGUCAGGCUUUGAACCCGCCUGUGUCGAAUGACGCGUGGGACGCGCUGGAACAGGCAGCGAACGAGAAUGUCUCACCCGGGAACGACGAGGACGAUGAUCUGGAGGAUGCUAUUCAACGUCUGCGGCGCGCUUCCGCUUUUCUGCCACAAACAUCCGGUGAGAUCUCGGAGGACUCGUUCGCAUCGACGGAGGAUAGCUUUAACCCUGACGGCGAGGAGACAAUGAACAUCAGCCGUGCGUUAGGGCGCGUCAGCAUGGGCGGCAACACGAAUCUAGCGCGCAUGAGCAUGGGUGGGGAGUCCGCGAUGGACGAGUCGGGGGUCUAUGGACGCGUCGGUGUUGAGCCGGAGCUGCCCGCGACUCAGUCACCGCCAAAUUCGCAGCCUCAGCAGCCAGCGUCUGCUCCUCCACAACAGCAACAACAGCAGACUCAAACCCUCGCCGCCUCUACCACACAGACGUUCAACGCCUCUACCACUCAACCCCUCGCCAUCUCCUCUAACAAACCCCCCGUCUUCCGUCCCCCGCCCCUCAACUCCAUCACGGGUACGCCCAAGCCUGUCUUCUCUGCUCCUGGAUCCAGCAUCUUUUCCGCGCCUGGGUCUAGCAGUGUCUUUUCUGCUAGCACGUCCUCGACCUCUGCGACCACUACCUCAGGUACCUCAGCACCCUCCAGCAUCCCCUCGUCUGUAUUCUCUACGCCCAAGCCCAAGCCAAUGGGCCAGGGACAGCCUAGCUCGGCCGUGCGGCCCUCGACGAUCCCGCGGCCGUUCACGUUCACGCCGCGCGCGGUGAGCUCCCCUGCGAAAGGGGGUGCGAAGGCGGCAGCGAGUAAGGAGGGACAGGCGCAGGCGAGUAAGGAGGCACCAGCGAGUAUGGGGGGUACGCAUGGGCAUGGCUCCGCUGGUACUGGCAGCAAUGCACACGGCCACGGCCCUGCGCACCCCAUCCACGGCAGGCCCUCUGCCCCGGUUCGCCCCGCGUCGCCUGGCAAGGGGUUCUCUGCAGCGUUCGCGCCGCCGACGGUGAAACCGUCACCGAGGAAGUUUGGGCAACAGCAGCAGGAGAGUGCGAUGGUGCCGGAGAAGCGGGCGAGGAAUGAGAACGAGGCGGGGAAGAGGCCGCUGGGGGAGAAGGGGGCUUCGCAGAAUGCUGCACAAAGUGGUGCACACGUAUCUCCUCAGGGCGGCUCGUCGAAGACUUCUCCUCAAGCUCUGGCGAAUUCGACCGCCGGUCCUGCUGGUCCUUCGACAUCGCCCCAACCACGCCCGCUCUCACCAAGCCGCGUCGCCCCCUUUGAAAGCGUGACGGCGAACCCGGUCGUGCGCCGGCGGACGUCGAUGAUUCGCAGGCCGUCGAUCGCGGGGAGGAAGAGUGUUGGUGGCGUGCCACCGCCGCCCUCAGCUUCAGGCAAGCAAGCAGAGCCGGCGAGCACCACUGGCAAUGAAAGUCAGAUACCGUCCGCCGCUGGAACUGGCUCCCCACCGCGAAAGAAGGCGAGCAUCGGAAUGGGUAGGGCGAGCAUGGGCGUGGCAGGCUCGGAGCGGAUGCCGUCGACGCACAGGCGUACGUCGCUGCAGCCACCGGUGCCGGUGUUGGAGAAUGGGAAAGGGAAGGGAAAGGGGAGAGCAGUGGUGCAGGAGCCUGGGCAUGAGGACGAGCACGUGGGUGAAGACAUGGAGGUGGAUGAAGAUGAGCGAGACAAGGAGGAAGCAGGGGACGGACAAGUACAACCCAGCGGUGGUGAGGCGGGUGUGGAUACGCAGCGGAUGCAGGCGUGGGUAGACGGUGUUGACCAGGAGAAUCCAGAGGAACCAGAGGAAGUUCCCCAAGUUUCCAUUCAAGAGUUCUUUGAGAUCACCGGCAUCAAGUUUAUCGACGAGAUGAUUGCGCCACGGCGAUCCAUCGCGCCUCGACAAGCGCGUCCUGCGGACAGCAUCCCCUUGUCAGAGUACCUCGUCGCGCUCGCGGUCGAUCUGCCGCAGCUUGACUUGUACGGUCGCGUCGCCGAUGACCUGGCACGCUCGAACACAAAGUACAAGGAGAACUUCGAGGAGAUGGAGCGGGAGGCGGCACUGGAUACGCCAGAGCUAUUCCAAGAGUACAUGCUGGCGGAGCCGGAGGAUCAGGAAGGGUUUAGGCACUACCUAACGCUCAUCAAGGCGAACGCGCGGAUGCAGGCGAAGUCGGCUUGGUACUCGUGGAAGAGUACCUGGGUAGAGGAGCUCACGGGCAUCGCGCAGUCAGAGCUGGAGGCGAUGGAAGCGGACACCAAGACCAUCGCGGAACUCAACGCGCAAUUGGAGACUGCGCUCCCGGAGCUGGAACGCCAGCAUGCGGAAGUCACUGCGCAGCUCGAGAAGGAGCGCACUGAGAUCGCUGAGGUCGAGGCUUGCAACCAGGACUGGUUGAACGAACUCAAGGGCACGAUUGCGGAUCAAAGCACUGAAAUUCGUUCCUUCGAGACUGAACUCGCGCAAGUGCGCUCGGGCAAGCAACAUGUGCAGGCGCGCAUCGACGAGUAUGAGGCGGAAAAGCAAGAGCAUAUGGCUGCUAUUGCGAACGCAAAUCGCAUGCUCGAUGUUCGGGAGCGGCGUACACACUCGGAAGUGCGAAGGUUGCAAGCCGAACUCGAUGCCCUCGAGGACUUGCACCAGUUCAGGAUGCGAACAAUCAGGCCGGACUUGUUCGAGUACGAAUUCUUGGAGAAGUACUUGGUGUCCUUGCCCUGCCGCGCCUUUCAGCCGGUCAAUCAGGGGAUCAACAUCACUUAUCUGCCUGGGCGACCUAUCGUGCGGGACGACUUCCCCAAGUAUACGGCACUCGUUCUGCAGACGGCGAAGCGACGCAUCGCAGAGGGGCCGAAGAGGACCAUUCCAAAGAUCGUUCAAGAACUUCGGGAUUACUUCUUCUCUUGCAAAGAAUUGCGGUCGCAGCUGGGACUGAUCACCGUCAAAUACCCGGUCGAGCUGAGCGUUCUACACGAUCAAGGCGAGGCGCUCAUGGCGACGGCAAUUGUGCUCUUCAAGCCCGUCAAGGCGAAGGCGUUUGUCAGCUUCAUCUUCGCGGACGAAGUGUUUGCGACGUGGCCCCAUAGCAUCAAGGGCGUGAGGGUGAAGGUGGACGUGGCGUAUGGGCAGAUUGACCCGGAACUGCUGUCCAUGGCGGUGACCAGCCGACUAGCGGAGGCCACUCUGCAGGAUAACUAUGCUUGCCUCCUCGACGCCUGCAUACAGGCCCAGGAGCAGUAUCCGGCUGCCGAUUCGACCGCUAUGGAGACUUGAGUCUCAUUAUUUUCCCGGGUGUCGACCUAUCUGGCCUCACUCGGUCUUGUUUUUGUAUCUCCUUGUCAGAUCUAGGUUGUGAUUGACUCUUGUAUUGUAUCUAGGUAUCAUAGAUCGAGUUAUUCGUUGUUCUUGGCUCUA
Molecule: messenger RNA, 4313 nt
Organism: Schizophyllum commune H4-8
Lineage: Eukaryota; Fungi; Basidiomycota; Agaricomycetes; Agaricales; Schizophyllaceae
Exons: 9
Coding region: 93-4172 (1359 amino acids)
Biological process (GO): mitotic sister chromatid biorientation; mitotic spindle assembly checkpoint signaling; protein localization to kinetochore
Source: RefSeq, a predicted model, not a curated record